Messenger RNA from Heterobasidion irregulare TC 32-1, 1209 nucleotides. RefSeq names its product Non-catalytic module family EXPN protein. The record is from RefSeq and is a predicted model, not a curated record. Lineage: Eukaryota; Fungi; Basidiomycota; Agaricomycetes; Russulales; Bondarzewiaceae. The transcript is spliced from 4 exons. The coding region runs from base 185 to 811 and encodes 208 amino acids.
CGCUCUUUGCUGUUCUUGUCUCCGUCUCCCGCUCCCUGCCCCAGAGCAUAUAAACCUGCACACUCUCUUGCCAGGUCCCUCCAUCCCCCAACAGCACCUCUCGUCUCCCUUCUCCGCUCACUCAACACUCGCUACUCACUCACUCACUCACCCGCUCACUCGCUCACUCAAACACUUGAUCAUCAUGCGUUUCUUCUCCUCCACCCUCGUCGUCGCUUCCCUCGCCGUCUCCGCCCUUGCCGUGGCGCACUCCAGUGUCUCCGGCCACGUUCACGCAAGGCGUUGCAGCCGUCGUGCUUCCACCUCCGCCGUCGCCUCUCCCGCCUCUUCCUCUGCUGCCGCCUCCUCCGCGCAACCCGUCGCCUCCUCCUCCGCUAUCCACACCUCCUCUUCCCACUCCGCCCCUGCCGCGACAUCGUCCUCCCCCGCUGCCGCUACCCCCACUGCUGUCUCUGACAGCACUACCGGCAGCGAGAGCUACCUCUCGGGCACUCAGACCGGCCAGGGUACCUACUACGGCACUGGCUUGGGUGCGUGCGGUAUCACCAACACCGACACCGACUACAUUGCCGCCGUCAGCAAGCUCUUGUUCGACACCUACCCCGGUUACGCCGGUGUCAACCCCAACAACAACCCUGUUUGCGGCAAGAAGAUCAAGGCUAACUACCAGGGCAAGAGUGUCACCAUCACUGUGACCGACCGCUGCGAGGCUUGCAAGAUCACCGACCUCGACUUCUCCCCAACUGCGUUCUCCCAGAUCGCAGAUCAGUCCAUCGGUCGCAUCAGCGGCAUGACCUGGAACUGGGUCUGAGCCUCCCCCCACCCCCUUCGGGAUCCGUGCUGUCCUUCCAAACCCUUCCUCUAUUAUUAUUGGGUUCCGAGCUCGCUCAUCCCUUUCUGGUACUUAUAAUUCCUCUAUUGCACAUACAUAGUUGUUCGGUUUCGACGCCUGGGCGUUCUCAUCUGCUCUCCCGACGCGUGCGAAGGGAAAGCGGACGAGCUAGGAGGACCGCCAUGCGCACAGCCUUUUCGUCGUGUUACCUGGUAUAUCGCAUGUCGCUAUUUGUAGCACGACCUGUCGAGCUUGCCUCGACGCCUGCUGGUCUCGCACUCGCUCCGUUAUUCUCUCUAUUGCUAUAAUUAUGUUGUAUUGCCAUAGACGCCUCUGCGGGGUAUAUGAAACAAUGGGAACUUGUUCUUUGGGCAGUC